AUGGCGCACUACCAGGUCACCGCGACGUCGCUUACGCCCUCGCGCCCCGCGCCCGCCGCGCCGGUGCGGCAAAACAACGUGCAGAACGUGCUCGCCAACUCCGGCUACGGCUCCUCCUUCUCCGUCGGCACGUCCUCGCCCUCCAGCUCCGUCUACCGCGCGGACUACACGGGCAUUGGCGGAUCGCCGAAUCGCAACUCGGACAUGGUCAGCAGCUCGCACGUCGUCCGGAGCGGCGUCGUCGCCAUCAAGGAGGACGGCAUC
This is a messenger RNA of Trametes versicolor FP-101664 SS1, 264 nucleotides long. RefSeq lists its product as uncharacterized. NCBI's taxonomy places the organism in Eukaryota, Fungi, Basidiomycota, Agaricomycetes, Polyporales, Polyporaceae. The transcript has a single exon. The annotation marks the transcript as partial. The record is from RefSeq and is a predicted model, not a curated record.